UUCCACUGAGAUGAGAUGACUGUUGAUGAGACGCGAACUUGGCAAGCAUCUCGCCUCUAGUUUUUAUGAAUAUAUUUCUCUUCGGUUUCAUUUGUUCUACUACUGUGAUAUAUAUAAAGGACUUAGCCGGUGAAUGUUUGAUUAGUGGAAUUAUACUAGCUGUGCUUAUUCGAAAUACCUCACCAAUUAUUAUUCAAUCACACAUCUACGUCUUGGAGUUCGAGCUGUUGCUUUCAGUUAUCGCAGCCGAGCGUCUGGGGGAGAAACGAUGGCAGAGACCGUAGUCAGUCGAGGACUGGACACGACAGAUGGGGAUUUGGAUACAUCGGAUGCAUACGACAGUAUACGUGAGAUUGAUACGAGCAAGAAAGAGGUCACCUUAGGUCAUGAGAUCGGAGCUGGAGCACCAUGCCUCAAGUGUGGAGAUGCCUGUACAGGACUUGACCUUCACUUCUGGAGGAAAAUUUGCAAAGUAUGCAAGUGCGGGCCAGAGGACCACAGGAUCAUUGGCCAGGACAGAGAGCAGUUCCGCAAGAUCGGACGUCUCUUUGACGAAGUACACACGGUUCGUUACAGCCUCAACACCAUGACGGUCAGUCGUACUCAGUUCCUGAAUGCACCGGAAAAAGUAGAAGAAGAAAAGAUCAACAACGACAUUGCGAAGAAAGAUGAAAGCAAACCCAAUGGAGAUGGAGAUGCACGGAUCACCUUUGAAUGGGUGCCCGAUGGUGCCACUGUGGAAACGGCUACCCGCUACAUGGAGAUGCUUCCCAUGGAGAGCCAGCCCAUCGAGGGGACCCAAGGAGCCGACUUACGCAAGAAGCAGAUGCACGUUCAGCUACCAGCCCAUGACCAGGCCCCUGAGCUCUGCCAGAACCUGAGUGAUAAGGAGGUCAAAGACAUGGAGGACUUCGUCAAGGAGUACAAGGAGCAUGCCGUGGGCAUCGGGAUGGUGCAACCGGUCCAGGUCAAGGCCGCGGGAAGCUCCUUCCAGCUAGCCGCUGCUCCCCCUGUGCCACCCAAGCCAAACAAGAAGGGUGUUCAUCCAGGAGCCCCUGAUGAUGAUGUUGGUGCAGGGGAUUCCCCCGCCCCUAAUGGCUACGGCACCUCAUCCCCAGCCAAGCAGGGAUCACCAGCCAAGGGAUCCCCAGCCCAUGUCGCUGCUACCGAUGCCUCCGUGGGAACAGACCAGGAGUACUGGCCCCCACCACCACCUGUAAUCAAUGGAGAUGGACCACAGAUGACAAGCGAGGGAGUGGUAACAGACCUUCCACCCUCCCCGACCACCUCCACCGCUUCGGCUUCAUCCACAUCCAGCUCAAAAUGGCAAUGCGUGAAGUGCGGGGAGAACAUGAGCGGUGGCGACGUGGCCGUCUUCGCUGAGAGGGCCGGAGUGGAUAAAUGCUGGCAUCCAGGCUGCUUCCGAUGCACAACAUGCAAUGAACUGCUGGUGGACCUCAUCUAUUUCUUCAAGGGGGAUCAUAUCUACUGUGGCAGGCAUUAUGCAGAUACACUCAAGCCUAGGUGUGCUGCUUGUGAUGAGCUCAUCUUUGCAUUGUCCUACACCCAAGCUGAGGAUGGUAACUGGCACGUCAACCACUUCUGUUGCUAUGAGUGUGACACGCCCCUCGGCGGACAACAGUACGUCGCUAAGAACAGCCAUCCGUACUGCAUGGACUGCCACUCACAGAAGUUUGCUAAGAUGUGCACGAGCUGUGGGAUGAAGAUCGGAGCUGGCGUACCCAGACUGAGCCAUAACGAACACCACUGGCAUGCAGACGAUGACUGCUUCCGCUGCUCUAACUGUAAGACCACCCUGGUUGGCAAAUCAUUCCUCCCUAAAGAGGGCUACAUCUUCUGUUCUACCAAGUGCAAGAAGCAGCUGCUCAGAUAAUCGGUGCUGAGAUAGAUAGCGCCCUCUAGAGUGAGAGAAGAGAUAGCUGGGUAGGUUUGGAGACUGUGCCUGCGUACUCGAUGUGCGAGUUACUCAGAGGAGACGUGAGAUGCAAUUGGACAACAGUUAACAGCAUUGCUAUAACGGACUGUAAAUCUACAUUGUAGACAUGAUACCAGAGAUGGUAUAUAAUAUUAAUGGUAUUAUAAAGGUCUAUUGUGUGGGCAUUAAC
Molecule: messenger RNA, 2126 nt
Organism: Strongylocentrotus purpuratus (purple sea urchin)
Lineage: Eukaryota; Metazoa; Echinodermata; Echinoidea; Camarodonta; Strongylocentrotidae
Product: testin
Exons: 8
Coding region: 269-1894 (541 amino acids)
Molecular function (GO): zinc ion binding
Source: RefSeq, a predicted model, not a curated record